UCAACCCAACCAGUUGCUGUCAAGACGGUCUGUACGCCCGUUGACCCCCACUGUCUGCUGCUGCUUCGGCGGACUAAAAUCUACCAAGAUGUCUGGCUGGUCAGUGAACGAUCACAAGAAUUACACGAAUCCCACAUCUGGACAGAAGCGGCCGCGAAGCGAACCAGGGAACAAAGUUACAGUGGUCCUCGGUGCACAGUGGGGAGAUGAGGGCAAGGGGAAGGUGGUCGACCUUUUGGCGACGGAAUCCGACAUGGUUUGCAGGUGUCAGGGUGGUAACAAUGCCGGCCACACGGUUGUAGUGGACGGACAGUCGUAUGACUUCCAUCUCCUCCCCAGCGGAAUCAUUAACCCCAAAUGCAUUUCCGUCAUUGGUAAUGGUGUGGUCAUCCAUCUACCUGGUUUGUUUGAAGAGGGGGACAAAAAUGAGAAGAAAGGUCUCAAAGGCUGGGAGAAGAGAUUGGUGAUCUCAGACCGUGCUCACAUAGUGUUUGACUUCCACCAGGAAGUGGACGGGAUGCUGGAGGCACAGAGACAAGCACAGGAGGGCAAGAGCAUUGGUACCACAAAAAAAGGAAUCGGACCCACAUACACGAGCAAGGCAUCCCGUAUUGGACUUCGCGUCUGUGACCUUUUAUCUGACUUCAAAGAGUUUUCUGUGAGGUUCAAGAACCUUGUACAGCAGUAUCAGUCCAUGUAUCCCGGUCUUAAAGUCGACACUGAGGGCCAGUUGAAGAAGCUGAAGGAGUAUGCUGAGAAACUGAGGCCUAUGGUGAGAGAUGGUGUCCACUUCAUGUACGAGGCACUUCAUGGACCAGCAAAGAAGAUCCUUGCUGAAGGCGCCAACGCAGCCCUGCUUGAUAUCGACUUUGGUACCUAUCCUUUUGUCACAUCAUCAAACUGCACCGUGGGUGGUGUGUGCACUGGACUUGGCAUCCCUCCAGCAAACAUCGGAGAUGUUUACGGUGUCUCCAAGGCCUACACCACCAGAGUUGGCAUUGGUGCUUUCCCAACAGAGCAGCUCAAUCCAAUUGGAGAGCUGCUGCAGACGCGAGGUCACGAAGUGGGCGUGACCACUGGAAGGAAGAGGCGCUGUGGUUGGCUGGACCUGGUGAUCCUCAGAUAUGCCCACAUGAUCAACGGCUUCUCAGCUAUUGCCCUCACUAAACUGGACAUUCUGGACGUCCUGGAUGAGAUCAAAGUGGGUGUGGCCUACAAGCUCAAUGGAAAGAGGAUCCACCACUUCCCAUCAAACAUGGACGUUUUGAACAAAGUGGAGGUAGAGUAUGAGACCUUCCCUGGAUGGAAGACAGACACCUCUGCUGCUAGGAAAUGGACUGACCUCCCUCAAAAGGCCCAGAACUACAUCCGCUUCGUGGAAAACCAGAUCAGUGUCCCCAUUAAGUGGGUGGGUGUCGGCCCAGCCAGGGAGUGCAUGAUCCAGCUGUUCUAGAGUGCCUCCACCUCAUCCCGAAGUUCUGGAACACCUCAGCACUAUCUUCCAUCUCAAGUUCUUCAGCUCGUCACUGCUCUCUCCUAUUCAAACCAGAUGGACUUAAGCUUUACACACAACACCCCAAUAUACUGUACGUCACUGGCUGUCCUUUCACCCUGAACACCUCAUAUUAGAAUGAGAAAUAUGGAAUAAUUAUGGAACAUUAAAUUUGUUAAACCAAUGACUGUAGAAUACAUAUGGACACCAAACGUUCUAUUCUAUUCUGCCGCCUCCACCCCUUGCUUCACAAUACAACGUUUGGUGUCAAUUUAUAUACAGUUAUUUGGUUCAACCAUUGAUAACAAAAUCUUUCAGGUUAAUACAGAGGGCAAUGUUUUUCCCUCUAGUUAACAACAACGUGAAGUUGUUGUGGAACCAGUUUCUUUGUCAAUCCACUUGCUUGUUUGCACUAUAUGUAUGGGAUUAUGGCAGUUGGUCAUGUGACUGGAAAAAAGUGUUGCGGUUUCCAUUGAGGUGUCGAGUCGAAUUUGAUGAUGAGGCAUUAUCUUGACAUUAAAGGGUCAAAGCAAGAAGCAUCUCUGGUACCCUUUCGUGCUACUGAGUAUUUGUGUGGGGACAUAGGCCUAUGGUUUUACAUUUGGGGGGAAUACUAAAUUGGACCGUUUCCUUUCUACAUGCAUGCUUUAUGUUUAACAGUGAUGUUUUAUGCUGUUGAUUUGUACUGUUGUUACUUGAAUAAGGAAUUAUGGCUUUGCAAUAAAUUUUAACUCCA
Molecule: messenger RNA, 2228 nt
Organism: Engraulis encrasicolus (European anchovy)
Lineage: Eukaryota; Metazoa; Chordata; Actinopteri; Clupeiformes; Engraulidae
Gene: adss1
Product: adenylosuccinate synthase 1
Exons: 13
Coding region: 89-1453 (454 amino acids)
Biological process (GO): IMP metabolic process; 'de novo' AMP biosynthetic process
Cellular component (GO): cytoplasm
Molecular function (GO): GTP binding; adenylosuccinate synthase activity
Source: RefSeq, a predicted model, not a curated record